AUGUCCAACUGCGACAGCAAUAGUUCGACCAAAUACUUUUUCCUGGUUGGACUUCCCGCACUUCAAAACUACCCCAUUCCUCUCUUUGUUGUGUUUCUCGCAUUCUACUUGCUAAUAAUGUCUGGCAAUUUAGCAAUCAUUGCUAUCAUUGCCACUGAGCAAAAGCUCCACAAGCCCGUGUACUUCUUCCUAAUCAACCUCUCUGUCUUGGACAUCCUGUUCACCACCACGACUAUUCCUAAAAUGCUGGCCAUGUUUUCAGUCAAUGCAAAAACCAUUUCUCCUCCUGCCUGUUUCCUGCAAAUGCAUUUCUUUCAUAGUCUAACUGUGAAUGAAGCUUACCACUGCUUUUGUGACCACCUGUCUGUCGUCCGGGCAGCUUGUUCCAAUUCUGACUCUGAUUUCCAAACGUUUGUUGGGUUUUCCACUGCAAUGACGAUCUCCAUUGUUCCUCUGCUGCUUGUCAUGAUUUCUUACGUUCACAUCAUUCUCUCUGUCUUGAAGAUCAGCGCCAAAGAAGGACGCAGCAAGGCCUUUUCCACCUGCUCCUCCCACCUGAUUGUGGUUGGGACUUACUACCCCUCCAUCACUGUGACCUACAUCUCCUACCGAGCAAACACCCCGCUCAAUAUCCAGAUCUUGAGCACUGUGGCUUUUGCCAUCUUGACCCCUCUGCUAAACCCACUGAUAUACACGCUAAGAAACAAAGAAGUCAAAAGCACACUGGGAAGACUGCUCAUCUCAGAAUCCUCCCAGUUUUGCAAAAUAACUGUUUCCUUGAAAAAAAGCGGCUCUGGUGAAAAAGGCACACUUAAGCCUGCACAUCACUUUUGCCAUGGGACGAAGAAUCAAGUCAAUCGAUAA
Messenger RNA from Hemicordylus capensis (graceful crag lizard), 864 nucleotides. RefSeq names its product olfactory receptor 2AT4. The record is from RefSeq and is a predicted model, not a curated record. Gene Ontology annotation, biological process: G protein-coupled receptor signaling pathway. Gene Ontology annotation, cellular component: membrane. NCBI's taxonomy places the organism in Eukaryota, Metazoa, Chordata, Lepidosauria, Squamata, Cordylidae. Gene Ontology annotation, molecular function: olfactory receptor activity; G protein-coupled receptor activity.